AUAAGCAUAGAGCGCAUAACGUCUCGCGCGCGGAGGUGGAGCGAUCGGUGGAGAGCGAGUCUCCUCAACUCGACUGGCACACUCACUCUACACACACUCUCGUACACACACUUGGUGGAGUAAAAGCAGCGGGCCCGCGCCGCGCAGUGUUGGUGUCCCGACGAAACGGCCGGUUGGUUCGGCCUGGAGGAUGUUGAGUGGCCCUGGCUGUCGGCUCACCAGCAGCAGCACUCCUUCCUAACAUCACCCUGGAUCUACCGCCUCCGAGGGCGAGGCCGUUGAGCGAGCCGCCGACGACAUGCCUGCCGCCGAAGAGCAGACCGCCCCCGAGCGGCCGCCGCGGCCGCCGCCGCCGCCUCACCGUCGACGCAGCAGGCUCAAGUGACAUUAUGUUGGUGCUGGUGGUGCUGCUCGGCGGCCUGCUGACGACGGCCUCGGCCCUCGCCUCAUCGCCAGCUCCAGCGUUUCCAAGACCACACAUCGACCUUUUUGAGGGCUUAUCAACGCACAAUUUAAGUGAAGCUAUUCCCGGUGUAAAUUUAGCCCUAGGACCUCAUAGUACUGGAACUGCAAUUAAUUUUGAGGGAACUGAUAGAAAAUUUCGCCUUCCCCAGUCAGUAUUCUCCAAAGUGGUAGACUUACUUAGUAAUAGUCCAGAAUUCACGUUGACACUGUCUUUGCUGCAAAGGGUGGGCAACGUUGGCAGUAUUUUUUCUUUGUCAAAUGGCUCAAACAGCUACUUGGAGCUGCAGUCGAGUGGCUACAAAAAAGAAGUGCGUUUACACUACACCCACGGGGGCAGGACUUUUGUAGAAUCGUUCCAAGUUCACUUAGCGGACGGUGUGUGGCACAGACUAGCCUUGUGGGUCAGCGGGGCCCAAGUUGAGUUGUUAGUGGACUGUAAACACCACUUCAAGCGAGUGCUACACGCGGCGCCCGACAGAAACUUUUCCAACGCGUCCUCGCACCAAAGUGAUAGUGAGUUCGGAGACCAACUCGCGUUAUGGCUGGGCCAGCGAUACGUCAAGCACUCACUUUUUAUGGGCAUCCUGCAAGAUGUACGCGUGGUGGCUGGUCCCCAUGGGUACCUUAGUCAGUGUCCUAGAGUGGAUUCGGUCUGUCCAACCUGUGGUCAGUUCCAAAUUCUGCAAGCCACCGUUGAGGACCUCACGGCGCGCGUCAACCAACUUGUACAAAAAUUGGAAGCCACCGAGGCGAGAAUAAAUAAGGUGGAGGAGUGUGAUUGUCAAAAGUCCUGUAGAGUAAACGGCUCUGUACAUUCUGAUGGUGCUACUUGGCAGAGAGACUGCGAUUUGUGUUCAUGUGUGAAAGGUGAUGUGCAGUGUCGUCGUGUGCAGUGUCCUGAAACAAAGUGUAAAAACCCAGUCGUCGCUCCCGGCGACUGCUGUCCAAGUUGUCUCAAGCAGUGCUACUUUAAGGGAGUUUUUUACGACCACGGCGAGCAGGUCAACAACGAAAAACAGUGCGUCGAGUGUCAAUGCGAGAACGGAGUGCUCAGGUGCACCCGAAUUGACCCCCGCACAAUGUGUCCCGAGCUGCGAUGUCCCCCCGAGCAGCAGUUCAGUGUGCCCGACAAGUGCUGCAAAUACUGUCCUGGGACGGAUUACUGCGCCAAAGGACAUGUUUGCCAUCCAAAUGCCACUUGCCUCAACCUGCAAACCGAGUACUCCUGCCAAUGUAACGUUGGUUUCCACGGCAAUGGCCGCGUCUGCAAAGACGUGGACGAGUGCAGGGAGAAAGGCGGCCGUUUAGGCCACUACUGCGGCCUCAACACGAUCUGCAGGAACGUGCAGGGAUCGUACAAGUGCGAGUGUCUGCCCGGCUACAAACGGGUGGACGCGUUCAACUGCCGCGAGCACGACGAGUGCAGCUCCGGGGACCACAAGUGCCACCCGCACGCCACCUGCGCCAACACCGAGGGCAGCUACUCGUGCCACUGCAACCCAGGCUAUGCCGGCGACGGAUUCAUCUGCCACCCCAUGUGCAACCAGACGUGCCAGAACGGCGGCGUGUGCGUGGCGCCGGACGAGUGUUCGUGCCGGCGCGGCUUCGCAGGGCCGAGCUGCGAACGGGACGUGGACGAGUGCGCCCUGGGAAUCGCACAAUGCCACGAGGCGGCCACCUGCGUCAACCAGCCUGGCUGGUAUUACUGCACUUGCAACCCUGGAUACCGUAGUGCCUCCAGCAAUAUUGGUCCUGUGUGUUUAGAUGAGGAUGAGUGUGCGAUGGACAAAUCGACCUGCCAUCCAAGUGCACAGUGCAUCAACACAGAAGGCAGUUAUCAAUGUUCCUGCGACGGUCACGGGCCUCAGUGCUCCUUGAGUUGCAUAUUUAACGGGGUGGAAGUGGCGGACGGCGGGCAGGUGACCAGCAAGUGCGAAAGGUGCAGGUGCGAGGCGGGUCGGAUGGUUUGCCAGCGGCCGGCCUGCGACUGCUCAGACCCCAACGUCAACCACGACUGCUGUCCCGUGUGCGACGAGGUCACCCAGUGCCAACACCAGGAGCUGUCCAACGUCAUUUUCCGCGCCGGCGAACAGUGGCUCUACAAAUGCCAGACCUGCGAGUGCCUCAGAGGGGAAAACGGUGCUCAGAUUGACUGUUGGAAGAUGGACUGCCCGCCGGUGCAGUGCGAGCACCCGGUGAUCACCCCCGACGACUGCUGUCCGCGGUGCGAGGACGACCCGUGCACCCUUUUCGAGGGCAACAACACGGUGCCGGGACAACCGUGUCCUUAUGCGGGACACUACGUCGUCAGCGGCAGCGAGUGGCGCAUCGCUGGCGACAAUUGCACUUCGUGCCGGUGUAAAGUGCCGUACUGCGACCGUCUGGUGAGCAAUAGCGCGUUUUGUGUGCAUCGGAUGGACGGCUCGGCUGCAGUUAUGGCAACCAGUGCGUUGGUGCUGCUAAUCUCGUGGACGACAGCGUCCGGCAGCGCCCCCAGCCGCCCCCGGCCCUGCCACGGCAGCCCCCAACACCGCAAACACUGGCUGGUGCGAGCGCCGGUGACCCCCGAAGACCGACCGACGCCCCUUCUUCGGCCGCGCCGCCGACGCCGGGUGGCAGAUAAGGCGGAGCGACACACCCUCAGCAGGCCUCUGACCCUCUGAGAGCAAAUAUUUAUUAUAAUUAUGUACAUUAUAUUUAUUAGAAGGGGUGAAGCCUUCAUUCCAACAGACUGAUUAAUAUGUAAAAUUAAUAUUAAAAAAAUUAAUUAUAUAUUUAAAAUUUCUGAAAUGGGGAGGGUGCCGCGAGGAAAAUUGUUUCUUUUGCUAAUUUGAAUUUGAGAUCCGUCGGCAUCGUCCGAUUUCAGAACGAAUUAUCGAAGAGGAUGAAACUGCCUGAAAAUCAUAUUUCACGUUUUUAUAAUCCUGUGGAAAUUUGUGUGGUUGCCUCAUCUUCCCAGAUCUGGAAAAUGAAUUGUGAUUUUUAGGGGGCUUUCAGUCCCAUUUAAAAAUUAUGAAAAAAGAAGUCAACUUUGAAAUUACAUUCCUCUCUUUCUCUUUCUGAUAAAUAAAGUCAGUUUUAAUCUUGCGAAAGAAUACUUUUGCAGGUGCGUCGUUGGUCGAGGGACGCGUACAAUUUUAAUUACUCUUUAAUCAAAUUAAAAAAUUUUGACGCAUGGAGUUUUCAAUCGAUGAACUACUUGCAAGAAUAAGACUUUGAGCGUUUCGAGGCAGCGGAAUUUGACAAAGCCACUAGUCAAAUUUGUGAUUAGUCAAAUUGACUUCCAGCGCUAAAAUACCACAUGUGUAAAAAAUAAAAUAUUAUUUAUUCGUUUGAUUGAUUUUUCUGCGGUGAGAUUAAAAAAGUAAAAAACUUGAUCCGCUUUGGCGGAAUUCACACCACUUAGUACUCUAGGCCUUCACGAAAAAAUGUGGAAAUCGUUUGCCUGCAAUUUAUGUCGCUCUACGAAAAAAAAAUCCAAAGUGUCUUCCUAACGAACAGUUAACUAUGUGACAGAAAUCGAUAUCAUGAACGUUUUCUUUUCAAAAACUAAGAAAGAGGAAAAAGAUCGAAUUUGUCCAGCGAAUGGCUAUAUCUACCAAAAUAAACUUGUUCAUUCUAUUUCAAAAGAUGGAAGUAAAAAAAAACUGUAACCCUCUAUUAUAUUAUCAUUGACUGAAAAGCGUUGAACCGAUCGUGAAGGAAAGCAAGAAAUAUCAUUUCUGACGAGGAAACCGCAGGAACGCACAUCUUAUUGAUUCAAUUGGAUUAAAAAUCAAAAUAAAUAAUUUUCAAAAUUCCGUUCAGUGCUGACACUUGGGAAAAGCUGCCUAGAGAGUAAGUAGUCAAUAAAAUUACUCAAACUCAAAGUAAAUUUUGAAACAUUUUAGUGCAUAGUGUUGAAAGAGAGACUUUCGCUGCAUAUCCAAAUUAUUAUCUGUUAGGGUCAAUUAAAAGCAACUUUGGAAAUUCAAAACAGCCUCCUGUUUUUCGGCGAAACUAUAAAAUAAAAUUGUUGGAGAGCACAAAGUAAAUAAAAUUGUGCAGCGCAAUGGUCGUGAUGCAUUUUAUCAAUAAAUUAUCUGCUUCAAACAAAUCGACUUUUUUGAAGAAAACAAAAAAGAACCUCACGCCAGAGUUAACGAAAAGAGAAUCACAGAAAACGAAUCACUACUUAUCAUGAUCUAGUCCAUCAGAGCUAUUGGCCUCUGAUCUCUGACAAAGUAUUAAGAGAGAAAGACACUUCUGAUGUAUUGUUGCAAAAAUAAUAACCACUCCAAGUUUGGUUUUCUUCACAGGCCUACUACUUAAGAGAAUAAAAAAACACCAUGUAUCAAAUAAAUAAAAAAAAAAUCCUGUCUGUAAAUAAUGACGAUUCUUCUUUCCGAGUUGUAAAUAAGUAAGGGAAAAUGAUGUAAACCAGAGAGUUACGAAAAAAUUAAAAAAUAAAAUAAAAAGUAGCUGGUUCAAAGAGUUACUUCUUAUAUGAAAUUAUACUGGUUCAUUCAUUCUCAUGCACUGUAAAGAAUUAUCCGCGCGCAGGCCAUUUACAUACAAAGCAGCCACACACUCCAGCGAACAAUCGAAAAUGAAUGAACAAAAAAGUCGAAGAGUCUCGAAUAAAAAUAAUAAACUUUAGGUUCGUCUCCAUGUUGGUUGGUUUUUAAGGUUUUUUAUUCACGAGCGGAGGAUCUGAGUUUUAGUCACUUGACAUGUGCAGACCUUUUGGUGUAACAAGAUGUAAUGUUUAUCAUCGCCUUUGUUGUAAAAAGAAUGUGUGCCAAUUAUUAUUACUAUGAAUAAAACAAAAAGAGUAAUAGA
This is a messenger RNA of Neocloeon triangulifer, 5286 nucleotides long. Its product is annotated as protein kinase C-binding protein NELL1-like. The transcript is spliced from 16 exons. Gene Ontology annotation, molecular function: protein binding; calcium ion binding. The coding region runs from base 390 to 3128 and encodes 912 amino acids. Lineage: Eukaryota; Metazoa; Arthropoda; Insecta; Ephemeroptera; Baetidae. The record is from RefSeq and is a predicted model, not a curated record.